AUGAUCAGUGCCUGCGAAGGAGUUAAUAAAUGUCAUUUUCAACCAUAUCAGAAGAUAUUAUUCUUCAACAAUAAUGAUAAAUGUGAAAAACAUUAUGCAAAUAUAAUGAAACUAAAAGAUCGAAUUAAUAAACCAGCACCCACAAUGCGAACAGUGAUUCUUUCAGAUAUGAAAAGAGAAAAAGCCAAUAAAGUUUUUGAACAACGUUUAAAAGAAAAUAUUAGUGGACCAGGAGGAUUAAGCCGGCAAUGUCGAUUAGAAUUACAGCGUUUACGAAGUAAUGCACGUGUGGUUGAACGUGAUUUGAUUCGUCUGAAUUCAGAUAUGUAUAAAAUGGCUACUACUCCUCGGCGAAGUUAUGCACAAAAAGUGUCAACAUCGGAGAAUAUCAAUUUUUCAAAACUCACUCAUUUACAGUCACAUCGUCAGCCAACACCAACCGCACUGUCUCAAGAAAUGGAAUCUGUAACAACUACUACUACUAGUAGUAUAUUAUUACUGUCACUUAUUAGACCAUGUUCUGAACAAGAACAACAAGAGUCCAUAACAUUUCCACUACUUCAACAAUCUCCACAAAUUCAUUCGUUUGAAGGUAGAAAGUUAUCAACCAAACAACAUUAUAGUAAUGAAAAAGAAAAUUAUUUUUCAGAAUUUUUACUAAGAAAAUAUAAUCUAAAACAAUUACUUAUUCAAAAUUGUAAACAAACGAAGUCAAAAACACGUUAUUAUAAUAAUAUGAGUCCAAGAGAGAAAUUCAAAAUCGGCAAGUAA
This is a messenger RNA of Didymodactylos carnosus, 771 nucleotides long. Lineage: Eukaryota; Metazoa; Rotifera; Eurotatoria; Philodinida; Philodinidae. The record is from the annotation of a GenBank genome assembly.